CCCUAUUCUAAACUCUCCCAGUUAUAAACAAAUCGCAAUGGUUUGGGGACGAGAUAUUUGUACUGCGGCGAUUGCGCCAGUAACGGGCCUUAUUCUGAAGUACCUGUGCCGAGAAUGCGCGCCGGUCCGAUGGGAUGACCAAAAUCGUUGGAUAGUCUAUGAGUACGCCGAGGCAGCCCCUGUUUGCGUCCUUUGGGAAGACAAAGGUCGUCUCAUAGGAAAUAAAAUUGAAGCAGGCGAUAUCAACUGCCGAUAUUCUGUGAUGCUCGAGAGAGAAACUACUGGAGAUCGCUGCGUGGCUCUGGCAAAGGCUGCUCACAUAUCCAGGAGCUCGGACAUCCUCAAAUUGAACCCUGACCUCCAUGGUGACUGCGCCAAUAUCAAGUACAAUACAGGGUAUUGCGUGGAGGGAUUUAUUGAACCUCUUCGUGCCUAUGAUGGCAAAUGCGGCCCUCCGCACAAGAACGCAACUUGUCGCGGCGUCAAUGCUGGACAAUGCUGCAACUCGGAAACAUGGACUUGUGGAGAUUCCUAUGACGAUUGCGCCCCAGGAACUUGCUACGAAGGCAUAUGCUUUGGCCACAAGUGGUAUACUACCGACGGUUUAUGUGGAGAAAAUCAUAAUGAAAGCCGUUGUAGAGGUAAAUGGGGAGACUGUUGCAGCAUUGAUGGCAAAUGUGGCUCAGGCGCCGACUUUUGCAGCAAGAGCCGAUGCUACAGUGGCAAGUGUGACGGUUUAAAAGACCCUGAGCCGGGCCACGAGAAUGACUGGAUCUAUUUGAUUAUGAAUGAAAGAAGAAAGUAUGAAAGCUACUGAUCUGAGGCUAUCAUUGCAAGACAGUUCUGACUUGCCGAUGGUGGACAAGUGACCAUCAUACUCUAGCUUGAUUGUGUAGGCACCUGAUGUAAUAUAUAUAGAUUUGCAUAUUGAUAGAAAAUGAUAUAUUCACAACUUCA
Molecule: messenger RNA, 957 nt
Organism: [Torrubiella] hemipterigena
Lineage: Eukaryota; Fungi; Ascomycota; Sordariomycetes; Hypocreales; Clavicipitaceae
Source: the annotation of a GenBank genome assembly